Messenger RNA from Arabis nemorensis, 1203 nucleotides. The record is from the annotation of a GenBank genome assembly. Lineage: Eukaryota; Viridiplantae; Streptophyta; Magnoliopsida; Brassicales; Brassicaceae.
AUGGAGUCACCAAAAGAACAGAGUCCAGCAAAAGAAGGGAGACACAUUAAGGAAGCUCAGAAGUUGCCAUCAAACCCAGAAGAAGUAGAAGAUCUAAGACGUGACACAGGAGCUAAUCCUCUUAUUGCUUUCACUUACGAUGAGCUUAGGAAUAUUACAGGGAAUUUCAGACAAGACAGAGUUCUUGGUGGUGGUGGAUUUGGAAGUGUUUACAAAGGUUUUAUCAAAGAAGAUUUAGGUGAUGAAGAAGUUCCUCAACCACUUCCUGUAGCCGUUAAAGUUCACGAUGGCGAUAAUAGCUGUCAGGGUCACAGAGAAUGGCUGGCAGAGGUGAUAUUCUUAGGGCAGCUUUCGCAUCCAAACUUAGUGAAAUUGAUCGGUUAUUGCUGCGAGGAUAAUCACCGGGUGCUUAUCUAUGAGUACAUGGCUCGUGGUAGCGUUGAGAAUAAUCUUUUCUCAAGAGUGUUGCUUCCUCUUUCAUGGGCAAUUAGAAUGAAGAUUGCUUUUGGAGCAGCCAAAGGACUUGCCUUUCUUCACGAAGCAAAGAAACCCGUCAUUUAUCGCGAUUUCAAAACCUCCAAUAUUCUUCUAGAUAUGGAAUACAAUGCCAAAUUAUCUGACUUCGGUCUUGCUAAAGACGGUCCUGUAGGAGAUAAUUCCCAUGUUUCGACUCGCAUAAUGGGAACUUAUGGCUAUGCAGCUCCUGAAUACAUCAUGACAGGCCAUUUGACACCGAGGAGUGAUGUGUAUAGCUUCGGUGUAGUCUUGUUAGAGCUUUUGACAGGAAGAAAAUCAUUAGACAAAUCACGCCCUACGCGUGAGCAAAACCUCAUAGAUUGGGCUCUUCCAUUGUUGAAGGAGAAGAAGAAAGUCUUGAACAUCGUAGACCCGAGAAUGAAUUGUGAAUACCCGAUUAAAGCGGUUCAAAAGGCUGCAAUGUUAGCUUACCAUUGCCUUAACCGGAAUCCAAAGGCUCGGCCUUUAAUGCGAGACAUUGUAGAUUCUUUGGAGCCACUUCAGGCCACCGAAGAAGAGGCCUUACUCGUCCCCACUGUUCAAAAAGCAGUUGUGACCAUUAUCGAUGAAAUGCCUAAGAAUGAGUUGAAGAAAGUUGAAGAAUUGAAGAAGGUUGAAGAGUUAAAGAAAGUUGAUGAGGUGAAGAAGGUUAUAGAUGAUGAUGAUAAUAAGUCACAAUGUAAUUGA